CAGCGUCUUGCCGUACAAUAGCGCUGUAAGCCGCUCGGAUGGCCAUUUGUCCUCUCUCUCUCUCUCUCUCUCUCUCUCUCUCUCUCGACUGCGAGGUGCGUGCCACUGCGCGUCUCUGUAGGCGCGCACCCGACUCGCUCCGCCCCCUUCCACACUCGCUAUUCACCCCCUUAAACAAACACGACAUUCUCUAAUCACAGAUUCUAACUGUGUGGAAUUAAAAUAAAUAAAUAAAUAAACUAAAAAUAUAACACAAAGAAUUUUGUGGACCGCACACUUGGACCAAGGAGACCCUGGAGUAAAAUGUAAAAUUCUGGGAUUUUUUACGUCGCUUCAGUCUGACAUGCUGUCCCUCGUCAGAAGAUAAGAAACAACUCCGUGAAUACAUUUUGUAAGAAAGCACAAUCAAGACUGAAGUCUCCAAAGCAGCAUGGCCUCGGACAACACACAACGCAGUUACUCCAUCAUUCCUUGCUUUAUUUUUGUCGAGCUUGUCAUCAUGGCUGGGACGGUGCUGCUGGCUUACUACUUCGAAUGCACGGACACCUUCGGGGUACACGUCCAGGGGUUCUUCUGCAACGAUGCGGAUCUGAUGAAGCCAUACCCGGGCAUGGAAGAGGAAAGCUUCGUCCCUCCCCUCAUCUUGUACUGCGUGGUGGCAGCCGCCCCGACGGCCAUCAUUUUCACUGGAGAGAUAUCGAUGUACUUCAUACGGUCUACAAGAGAAGCCCUCAUAGCCCAGGAGAAGACGAUUGUGACUGGAGAAUGCUGCUACCUAAACCCCCUUAUCAGAAGAAUUAUAAGAUUUAUAGGUGUGUUUGCUUUUGGACUCUUUGCCACGGAUAUUUUUGUUAACGCCGGCCAAGUUGUGACUGGAAAUCUCGCCCCAUACUUCCUGAGUGUGUGCAAACCAAACUACACAGGGACAGAGUGCCGCUUCAAUCACCAGUUCAUCUCCAAUGGACGCAUCUGCACGGGGGACCACCUGGUGGUUGACAAAGCCCGAAGAUCGUUCCCAUCGAAAGACGCAUCGCUGAGUGUUUAUUCUGCUGUCUAUGUCACCAUGUACAUCACAAGCACUAUAAAGACAAAAAGCAGUAGGCUGGCCAAGCCUGUUCUCUGUUUAGGGACCCUGUGUGCUGCGUUUCUGACAGGUCUCAACAGGGUCUCCGAAUAUCGAAAUCACUGUUCUGAUGUGGUCGCCGGAUUCAUUUUGGGAAGCGCCGUAGCCUUGUUCUUGGGAAUUUGUGUUGUACACAAUUUUAAAGGCGUGAAUGGAACCCCAACGAAACAGAAAAGCGAAGAUUACCGCGGCCUCCCGCUAAUGACGUUCCCACGAGUGGAGAGCCCCCUGGAGACGCUGAGCGCACAGGUGGCACCCGAUGCUAACCCGACUUCAACAGACUGGCACGACAACAGGUGAACCAUUCGGCUUCAAUGACGGAAGUGACAUGACUCAGAGGGCAACAUAAAGCUGGUUUUUCUUCACCUCAACACUUCUAGGCACACAAUUGUUUUUGUACUCCGUGUCAGACUGUAAAAAUGAGAACUAUUAUGUUGUACCUAGUUAGACGCUGAUGUAUUUUGUACAUUUUUGUAUACGAAAGUGAUGUAGCUUACCCAGCCUUUGUCAGCUUUUGAUCAAUUUACAUGUCAGGAUAUAUGCAUGUCUUGUCAUGUUUUACAUAAAGUGUACAGUAACUGAAAGAUCAGUGUUGUUAUGUGGUAUUUGUACAAACAUUUCGCUGUUUCUGUAAACCUUUGACAAAAGUCACCUUUUGUAUUUUUUUGUUUUGUUUUAUAUAUAUAUAUAUAUGUAUAAUAGUGCAUAUAAUAGUUUUUUUUUCCAGAAAUAUUUUAGUAUCCAUAUAAAUUCAUUUUCUUUCAAAUCAAUGCCCCUCACUAUGUGACAUGUCACUGUUAUUUCUUUUCUUUUAUAACGUGACCCUUCAUGGAGCAUGAAAGUAAGUUGAAUACAUUGCUAAGAAGAAAAAAAUAAAUAAAUGCAUACAAAAAUUGCAAAAUGUUUUAUUUGAAGUUUUAAUUUGUACCUCACUUGUAUAUAUUUCAUGAUUUCACUUCUCCACAGAAAUAAACAUAAAUUGUAGCCUAAA
Erpetoichthys calabaricus (reedfish) is the source of this 2114-nucleotide messenger RNA. RefSeq names its product phospholipid phosphatase related 1 (gene plppr1). Bases 431 to 1423 code for a protein of 330 amino acids. Gene Ontology annotation, biological process: signal transduction; phospholipid metabolic process; phospholipid dephosphorylation. Gene Ontology annotation, molecular function: phosphatidate phosphatase activity. NCBI's taxonomy places the organism in Eukaryota, Metazoa, Chordata, Cladistia, Polypteriformes, Polypteridae. The record is from RefSeq and is a predicted model, not a curated record. The transcript is spliced from 9 exons.